Erigeron canadensis is the source of this 1986-nucleotide messenger RNA. Its product is annotated as L-type lectin-domain containing receptor kinase IX.1-like. The coding region runs from base 1 to 1986 and encodes 661 amino acids. Gene Ontology annotation, molecular function: carbohydrate binding; protein kinase activity; ATP binding. The transcript has 2 exons. NCBI's taxonomy places the organism in Eukaryota, Viridiplantae, Streptophyta, Magnoliopsida, Asterales, Asteraceae. The record is from RefSeq and is a predicted model, not a curated record. Gene Ontology annotation, cellular component: plasma membrane. Gene Ontology annotation, biological process: protein phosphorylation.
AUGGCCAUCUUAAUAUACUUUCUUCUUGUCUUCAUCAUCCCUCAUAUAACUGAUUCACUCAGUUUUGAUUUUCCAAAUAUCAGUCCACAAAAUCAGAACACUGAUAUAGUUACUACGGGUGAUGCUUUUGUUACCACCGACGGUAUGCAAUUGAUUCCUUACAAAAACGAAUCAGGAGGCCGGGGGAUUUACUACAAAUCGCUUCAUAUAUGGGACAAAACCUCUGGUGAGCUAGCUAGCUUUUCUACCAAUUUCUCAUUCGUAAUCGAGUCAGCUACAGUUAAUGAAAUUUAUGCCUAUGGCCUCACAUUUUUCCUUGCUAAGAAUAACUCGGUGACAACAAAGUUUGAUACUUUCUGGAACAAACCAUGGGAUCCAAUAGAGAUUUCACCAAAUCGUCAUGUAGGCAUUAAUGUUAACUCUCUUAAUUCUUCCGUGUUUAAGAAAUGGUCGAUCAAUAUAACAAAAGGAGCACACUGUCGAGCUAGCGUUACGUAUAACUCUGUGUCGGAAAACUUUAGUGUUUAUGUCGUCACUAACGAUGUAAAUGGUGUAAUUGACCUUAAUUACAUCAUUGAUCUAAGGAAGGUAUUACCUGAAUGGGUUAUUUUUGGGUUUUCAGCAACAGGCGGCCAGCAUUAUUUUGAGAAAAUUACAGUUUUAUCAUGGAGUUUCAGUAGUUCAAAUCUACAGGUAGACGAACAAACGGAGUCACCACGAUCCCCACCCCAAGCCCCGAAAAAAAGGGCAGGUCAUAAGGUGGGAUUAAUAGCUGGAUUAGUUGUUGUACCUUCUUUUUUGGCUAUCCUUGUUUUUUGUUAUAUAUGGAGGAAGAUUAGAUACAGAAUAACUGAAAAGAGAAAUCAUAAGAAGUUGACCAAAGACUUAAAAAAGGGAACUGGACCAAAAGAAUUUUCUUACAGAGAUAUUGAUCUGGCAACUGAUAGUUUUGCAAGUAAGAACAAGCUUGGAGAGGGAGGUUUCGGACAGGUUUAUAAAGGUGUUUUGAAAGAUGCAGAAACAUAUAUUGCGGUCAAAAGGGUGUCCGAGACUUCUCAACAGGGGAUCAAGGAGUAUACUGCAGAAGUUGAAAUAAUCAGCCAACUGAGGCACAAAAAUCUGGUGGAACUCAAGGGCUGGUGUCAUGAGAAAAGCAAGCUCCUGCUUAUUUAUGAGUAUAUGGAAAAUAGGAGCUUAGAUUUACAUCUGUUUAAGCAGGAAAGCAAGGUGACAUGGGACAAGAGAAAAAGAAUUGCAGAUGGCCUGGCCUGUGCUUUGUCAUAUCUUCAUGAAGAAUGCAGGAAUUGUAUUUUGCACAGGGAUAUUAAAUCGAGCAAUGUUAUGUUGGACUCAGAUUUCAAUGCAAAGCUCGGUGAUUUUGGGUUAGCUAAGUUGGUUGACCAUGACAAAAGCUCUGAGAGAACCAAAUUGGCCGGGACAUUGGGUUACAUGGCUCCUGAAUAUGGGGAGACUGGAAAAGCAAGCAAAGAAUCCGAUGUAUAUAGCUUUGGAGUAGUUGCACUUGAAAUAGCUUGUGGGCGAAAAGCCAUCGAGUACGAGGCUCCUGAAAGACCAGAGGCUCCGGAAAGACCAGUGGUAUUAGUAAAAUGGGUUCAGGAUUUCUACGAGACUGGGAAUAUUGAAAAAGCAGCUGAUCCGUCUCUUGGCUCAGACAACAAGGAACAAAUUGAGCGGUUGAUGACUGUUGGGUUAUGGUGUGCACACCCUCUCGCAGACCAACGCCCAUCAAUGAGGCAAGCCAAUCAAGUAUUGAACUAUGAAGCUCCCCUGCCCAAACUGAGUAAACUCCCAUCAAAGAUGUCGGAAAUCACUUCUCACCUUCCUCCAAAUCCUCCAGUAGUUUAUUAUACUAUGCAUUCUGAAAUCAUACCUUCUUCUUCAAGUUCUCGUUCUAGCACGCCAAUUCCCUCAAAGCUCCCUACGUCAGCAGCAACUUCUUCUACAGCUGCGUUGCUCCGUGGUUAA